Messenger RNA from Eucalyptus grandis, 3014 nucleotides. RefSeq names its product E3 ubiquitin-protein ligase BRE1-like 1. NCBI's taxonomy places the organism in Eukaryota, Viridiplantae, Streptophyta, Magnoliopsida, Myrtales, Myrtaceae. The transcript is spliced from 19 exons. Gene Ontology annotation, molecular function: ubiquitin protein ligase activity; metal ion binding. Bases 176 to 2740 code for a protein of 854 amino acids. Gene Ontology annotation, cellular component: nucleus; HULC complex. The record is from RefSeq and is a predicted model, not a curated record.
AAAGAGAAAUGAGGACUGAGGAGCCGACGGGCCCCUCUUGAUCAGAUUCUCUCUCUCUCUCUCUCUCCGCCCUCCUCCGCCCUCCUCCGCCGCCGCCGCCGCCGCCGCCGUCUCCGCCGCCUGCCCUCCUUCUCCUUCCUCCUCCUCCUCCAAGUUUCAGUCUUUUCAGACUUCAAUGGGGUCGCCGGAGCUGUAUUUCAAGCGGGACAUCGCCGUCCUCCAGUUCCAGAACCAGAAGCUCGUGCAGAAGCUGGAGUCGCAGAAGGUGGAGCACGCCGCCCUCGAGAGCAAGCUGUCCCAGCUGACGGAGCAGCAGCUCGGCUACGAUUCCAGGCUCGAAGUGGUCAAGAAUUCUUGGGAUGAGCUGCUUAGUAAAUUGCAAUCACGUUCGGUCUGUGUGGGCGAGUCGGGCGGUAGUGCUGCCGUCGGUCAGGAUGUCGAAAGCCUGGCUAACUCGAAAGAUGAGGAUCACCCGUUGCCCGAGGACAUUUUUCUUAGCCGCCUCAUAGAGACUGGUGUGGACGGAAGUUCCUCCGUGGAUAGCUGUUCAAAUAAUCCACAUGAUGAUCCGGAAAUAGCUUCAGAGAAGGCUGUGAAGACAAUAUUACGUAAUAUAGCGUUGGCUAUUGAUGGCAUUUAUCAUGAGAAGGAGGGGCUGCAUUCUGCUGUUUUGGAUGGACUUCCCCCAGAUGAUUCUGGUAGACAAAGGACAUCCAUGGAUUUGGCCAUGCAAUUGAAGGAUUCGAGAGCGUUGCUUGGUGAACUUCAUUUGAAGCACAGGCUUUUGGCAAGGGAGUUGCAGAGUCAUCGAGAUAUUGAUGCGAAAAACAAAGCUGAGCUUAAACGUCUGAAAGGGGAAUUGGAGAGCACCAUUUCUGAGUUGGAAGAAAGUCAUAGUAAGCUGGCCACUCUUAAAGUUACAAAGGAUUCAAUAAGAGGGGUGUCUUUCCCUGUUUUGAACUUUGGAAAUAAGCAUACUCCAAUUGAGAAAGUUAGAGAUAAACAGAGGGAUCUUCAAGAAAUGGAGUCAGUUCUGAAGGAGCUACAGGACCAAGCAGCAUCCCGACUGGAAGAGUUAAAAGCCCUUUAUGAAGAACGAGUGAAGAUACUGCAACAGCUACCAACAUUGCAGAACAAGAUAAAGAACUUGAAGUGCAUUUCCUCAUCUCAAGCCUUCAUCUCCCUGAAAGACCAAUUGGAGAUAUCUAAAUCAGAAGUUUUGCGCUAUCAAGCAUUGUACGAGAAACUGCAGACGGAGAGAGGGGGCCUUUUCUGGAAGGAAUUGGAAUUGAGUAUAAAAACUGACAUAAUUGAUGCUUACAAAAGAUGUUCUGCAGUUGCUGAGUCAAGGAUGAUUGAGUUGGAGACAGAAGUAAAAAAGCAGAUGGAAGAUAGAAACAUUAUUGAAACUAAACAAAAAGAGGCGUCAAAUGAAGCAGGAAGACAAGAUAUUGUCAAUGACUUUAGAGCCUUGGUCUCUUCAUUCCCAGAAGAAAUGGGAGCAAUGCAAAGUGAACUGAGCAAGUAUAAAGAGGCUGCUGUGAACAUUCAUUCGCUUCGAGCUGAUGUGCAGUGUUUUUCUCGUGCUCUUGACAGGAUGGUAAAAGAAUGUGAGAUAUUAUCUGAGACAUCUGCUAGUGAAGUUGCUGAAAUAGAAAAGUUGAAAACUGUGGUCCAAGAUUCAGAGGGAAGUAUUCUGGAGCUGAAGCUAAUUUUGGAAAUGUAUAGACGUGAAUCCACUGAUUCAAGGGUAGUAGAAGAAGCCAAGGAUUCAGAAUACAAGGCAUGGGCUCAAGUUGAGAGCCUAAAGUGCUCUCUAAAUGAGCACCAAUUAGAACUACGUGUCAAGACUGCAAUUGAAGCUGAGGCAUUGUCCCAGCAGAAGCUUGCUGCUGCAGAAGCUGAAAUUGCUGACCUGCGACAGAAAUUGGAAGCUUCCAAAAGGGAGAUUUCUCAGCUUGCUGAUGUAUUGAAAUCCAAAAAUGAAGAAAACGAGGCGUAUUUAUCAGAAAUCGAGUCAAUUGGACAGGAAUAUGAUGAUAUGCAAACACAAAACCAGCAUCUGUUGCAGCAGAUUGCCGAGAGAGAUGACUACAAUAUAAAGCUUGUGUUGGAGGGUGUUAGGGCACGGCAGGUAAGAGAUUCUCUAUCGGCAGAAAAGCAAACAUUAGCAAGGGAGAUUCAGUUGGCCAAUGCAUCUGUUGAUUUUCUGAACAUGAAGGUUGUGAGGGUAGAAGAUCAGUUGAAUAUUUGUACGGAAAAGGUUCAGAAACUUGCAGAGGAUCGAUUGCAAGGCUCAAAUGCCCUGGAUAAUACCCAAAAAAGAUUGUCAGAUGUUAGAAGAAUGUCUCACCAAAUAAGGGAGUCGCUGGAGGAGCUUCAAUCUAAAGUUGACAAAAGUCGAGGGACUGCAGGAGAGCUCCAGGCAGAGCUUGAAAGGGAACGGUUCAAAAAGAAGAGACUAGAGGAAGAAUUAGAAGUAGUUAGGAGAAAGGCUAUACAUCUUCAAGCACAGGUAGUGACCCCAGUUGUGGAAAAGCUUCAAGAGGAACUUAGAGGAUACCAGGAUAUCCUUAAGUGCAGUAUAUGCCGUGACCGGCCUAAAGAGGUUGUCAUCACGAAAUGCUAUCACCUCUUCUGUAACACCUGCAUUCAGAACUUAGCAGAAACCCGUCAUCGGAAAUGCCCAUCCUGCGGGGCUAGUUUCGGGCCUAACGACGUCAAGCCUGUUUAUUUCUGACGCAGAAGACUCGCUCUGCAAAAAAAUUUGUGGUGAAUUAACUGCUUGAAAACCCAAGAAGGGGAUGCCAGAAGCUAGCUUGUCCCUUGUCUUGUUCUUUAGGCAAAGUUCUUGUAGAUAUCUUUCUUACUGCUAAAUUGCUCAUUCUUGCUGAGCAACAUUGCUUCUUUUGCUCCCUUGAGCACAUUCACUUUCAAUAAUGGGGUAUUGAAUGCGACUUUUGCGAUGUGUGCCCGCGGUUAAAUUUAAGUCUUGACUUUUUCAUCAUUGUCAA